AUGGCAGAUCACCAGUAUCAAACGAGAAGCAAGGGGAGCACAUUAGGAGAUCAGAAUUUGGACUAUUUCUCGGAUGAUUCAGUAGCCACUAACAAUUCGGACUAUGACGAUGGGUUUAUAGACGGUGAAGAAGAUGAAUAUGGCAUUAGUGCGAGUGGAAAACAACGUGCGCCCCGAAAACAGCCGAAAAAAGCUGCCAGGGGUUCAAAAGCUGGGAAAGUUUCCACGACAAAUGAAACGCUUAAUAAACUUGCGGCAAAAGACCAAACUUUCUUGCACGACUUCCAGAGGGAUGCUCCAGCAGAUUUUGUACCAGACGUGGUGUCAGGGCUUUUCAGGACAUCAGAUUUCAGCUAUUUGAAGCUGAAGCCUGAUCAUGCCUCCAGGCCGCUAUGGAUUUCCCCUGCCGAUGGUAGGGUUAUUUUAGAGAGUUUUUCCCCACUUGCGGAGCAGGCUCAGGAUUUUUUGGUGACGAUUGCCGAGCCGAUCAGUAGACCGUCCCACAUCCACGAGUACAAGAUCACUGCUUACUCGCUGUACGCAGCCGUUUCUGUGGGGCUGGAAACCGAUGACAUUAUUGCUGUACUUGAUAGACUCUCGAAAGUACCUGUGGCUACAUCUAUCACGGACUUUAUCAAGAGUGCGACCGUGUCUUAUGGUAAGGUUAAAUUAGUUAUCAAACACAACAGAUAUUUUGUCGAAACGUCGCAAGCUGAAAUUCUGCAGAUGUUACUCAAGGAUCCUGUUAUAGGUGCGCUCAGGAUCGAUUCAGACCAUUCAUCGGCCUCUGUACAACCUCCAAAAGCAGAAGACGCCAGUAUCAAGGCACAAGAUUCUAAAGUUGAUCAAAAUGAUGUUGAGGCUGUCUUCUCUUCCGUGGUUGGCGAAAUUCAGUUGGACGAUGACAAUGAAGAUAUUGACGCGGUUCAUGCAUUUGAAAUCGCCAACGAAUCAGUAGAAAUUGUGAAGAAGAGGUGUCAGGAGAUUGACUAUCCAGUGCUAGAAGAGUACGAUUUUAGAAACGAUCACAGAAAUCCUGAUCUGGAUAUCGAUCUCAAGCCAUCCACUCAAAUCAGACCAUACCAAGAAAAGUCAUUGAGUAAAAUGUUUGGUAAUGGACGUGCCCGAAGUGGUAUCAUUGUCUUGCCGUGUGGGGCAGGGAAAACAUUGGUCGGUAUCACAGCUGCCUGCACUAUUAAAAAGUCAGUGAUUGUUUUGUGCACAUCUUCCGUCUCGGUAAUGCAGUGGAGACAGCAGUUUCUUCAGUGGUGUACUUUGCAACCAGAGAAUGUCGCCGUAUUCACAUCUGACAACAAGGAGAUGUUUCAAACCGAAUCUGGUCUCGUCGUUUCGACUUACUCCAUGGUGGCAAAUACCAGAAAUAGGUCGCACGAUUCUCAGAAGGUCAUGGACUUUUUGACGGGAAGAGAAUGGGGCUUUAUUAUUUUGGAUGAGGUGCAUGUUGUGCCUGCCGCCAUGUUCAGAAGGGUUGUUACGACAAUUGCAGCUCACGCCAAAUUGGGAUUAACCGCGACAUUAGUACGUGAGGAUGACAAAAUCAGUGAUUUAAACUUUUUGAUAGGUCCAAAGUUGUACGAGGCUAAUUGGAUGGAAUUGUCUCAGAAAGGUCACAUUGCGAACGUUCAAUGCGCCGAGGUUUGGUGCCCAAUGACAGCUGAGUUUUAUCAGGAAUAUCUGAGAGAAAGUGCUAGGAAAAGAAUGCUGCUUUACAUCAUGAACCCCACAAAAUUUCAGGCCUGCCAGUUUUUAAUUCAAUAUCAUGAGAAGAGAGGAGACAAGAUAAUUGUCUUCUCCGAUAAUGUUUAUGCAUUACAAGAGUAUGCCUUGAAGUUAGGCAAGCCAUUCAUCUACGGCUCAACCCCACAGCAGGAGCGUAUGAACAUUUUGCAAAAUUUUCAGUUUAAUGACCAGAUCAACACGAUCUUUUUAUCAAAGGUUGGCGACACUUCUAUUGACUUACCAGAAGCAACAUGCCUGAUCCAGAUAUCCUCACAUUACGGCUCUCGUCGUCAAGAGGCACAAAGGUUGGGAAGGAUCUUGAGAGCCAAGAGACGUAAUGACGAGGGUUUCAAUGCUUUUUUUUAUUCCCUGGUGUCCAAAGAUACACAAGAGAUGUACUACUCUACUAAACGCCAAGCUUUCUUGGUUGACCAAGGCUAUGCUUUCAAGGUUAUAACUCAUUUACAUGGGAUGGAAACACUUCCUAACUUAGCAUAUUCCACCGCUCGUGAACGGAGGGAACUUUUGCAAGAGGUACUCCUGAAAAAUGAGGAAGCUGCGGGCAUAGAAAUUGGUGAUGAUGCCGAAAAUAGCAUAGGACGAGGCUCCCAGGCCAACAAAAAGGCCAAGUCAAAGGCGGUGAGAGGUGAGGGGUCGCUUUCAGGCUUGGCUGGUGGUGAAGAUAUGGCAUAUCUUGAGUACUCCUCUAACAGGAACAAAGACCUUAGAGAUCAUCAUCCAUUGAUUAGGAAAAUGUAUUAUAGAAAUUUGAAGAAAUAG
Molecule: messenger RNA, 2520 nt
Organism: Lachancea dasiensis
Lineage: Eukaryota; Fungi; Ascomycota; Saccharomycetes; Saccharomycetales; Saccharomycetaceae
Source: the annotation of a GenBank genome assembly